Messenger RNA from Protobothrops mucrosquamatus (brown spotted pit viper), 1500 nucleotides. RefSeq names its product sterile alpha motif domain containing 1 (gene SAMD1). Bases 1 to 1467 code for a protein of 488 amino acids. The transcript has 5 exons. Gene Ontology annotation, molecular function: DNA binding; protein binding. NCBI's taxonomy places the organism in Eukaryota, Metazoa, Chordata, Lepidosauria, Squamata, Viperidae. The record is from RefSeq and is a predicted model, not a curated record.
AUGGCCGGCCCCCCGCCGCCGCCCCCGGGCCAGGAGGCGCCCCGCUACCAAGAGUGGAUCUUAGACACCAUCGACUCGCUGCGCUCUCGCAAGGCGCGCCCGGACCUGGAGCGCAUCUGCCGCAUGGUGCGCCGGCGGCACGGCCCGGAGCCGGAGCGCACCCGCGCCGAGCUGGAAAAGCUCAUCCAGCAACGCGCCGUGCUCCGAGUCAGCUACAAGGGAAGCAUCUCGUACCGCAACGCCGCGCGGGUCCAGCCUCCCCGGCGAGGUGGAGCGCCCGCCGCCAGUCCGGCGGCCCCGCAGCGCCCGGCCCGCACUUCCCCGCCCAGCGCUCCCGCCGCCACCGCGACGCCCCGGUCCUCCCAGCGUGCUGCGCCUCGCGCGGAGCCAGUCGCGCCGCCGCCGCCGCCACCGCCGCCGCCGCCGCCUCCUCCGCCUCGUCGGACCGGACGGGAGCGACCGCCGCCGCCGCCGCCCGCCGCCCAGGAGGAAUCCUCCCCCGUUAGUCUGCGAGAGAUUGUGCGCUACUUGGGCGGGGACGGCGCCGCGCCGGGGGGCGGCCGAGUGACUCGAGGCCGAGCACAGGGGCUGCUUCAAGAGGAGAGGCUGGAAAGAACCCGCUUGGGUGGCGGCGGCGGUGGCGGCGGCGGCAGCAGCAACAGCGUCGCUUUGCCCAGGGCGGAGAGAGGCGCGCAGGCCCGGGCCCCCAACGCCAGACCAUACAGGAACAAGAAGGCAGGGGAGGAGAUCAAAGGCGAAGAAGACGAGGACGAAGAGGAAGAAGAGGAUGAAGUCUCCACUAUGUCUGAAGGCUCAGAAGUGGCACAAGAUUUUGAGAUCAGCAACUACAGCAGACCUGGGACAGGCCAGGUGAAUGGUGACUGUAAGGACAGCAAGCACGGUGGGAAAGAGAUCCCACCUAGCAGUGCCACCCCCAGAGACCUGCACUCCCUAGAGGAAACAUCUUUGAACAAAGGAUUGGAGCAUUCUCAGCAUGAAGGAAAUGAGCAAUGUCACACAAAGGCCUCUUGGCCUGGAGAAAGUGCCUGUCACCAUCUGGGAGGCAGCAAGAAAGAUGGCAGCGCCUAUCAGCAGCCAGACAGAGCAGUGUCACCAGCUGUUGCAGGGGCUGAUCCCUCUGUGCCCUCAUCUCCUGGGAGACCUGGCAUCCAGGCAGAUGGGAGACCAUUCAGUUGCGUUUCGGCGAAAGAGAAGCCUUCUGACCCUGUGGAAUGGACUGUCGGUGACGUUGUGGAUUAUUUCACAGAAGCUGGGUUUGCUGAGCAAGCUUCAGCCUUUCAGGAGCAGGAGAUUGAUGGGAAAUCUCUGCUGCUGAUGCAGCGCACUGAUGUGCUUACUGGCCUCUCUAUUCGCCUGGGACCGGCCCUCAAGAUCUACGAGUAUCACAUCAAGGUCCUCCAGCAGUGCCACUUUGAAGAAGACGAGGGCGACUCCUUCAUGGGCUGAGGAGAACGGGGCCACGCUAGUGAGGGGGAGGGA